This is a messenger RNA of Myripristis murdjan (pinecone soldierfish), 3455 nucleotides long. RefSeq names its product junction plakoglobin a (gene jupa). Gene Ontology annotation, biological process: cell adhesion. Gene Ontology annotation, molecular function: cadherin binding. NCBI's taxonomy places the organism in Eukaryota, Metazoa, Chordata, Actinopteri, Holocentriformes, Holocentridae. The coding region runs from base 153 to 2339 and encodes 728 amino acids. The record is from RefSeq and is a predicted model, not a curated record. The transcript has 16 exons.
GUUCAGAGGAGCGUCGGACGGCAGUGGACGGAGUGUGGCACCAAGUGAAGCGUCCCACUGAAAAUCAACACGAACCUGGAAUAAUCUGAAACGCUGCUUUGUGUUUCGACAGGUUUGCUCCGUUGUUGGUGUUUUGAUCCCGCGAAGCGAGGAUGGCAAUGCAAAUGGGUGAGCCUGAGGGCAUGGUGAAGGUGCAAGAGUGGCAGCAAACGUACUAUGCCCAAGACUCUGGCAUCCACUCUGGAGCCACCACAGUCAGAGAUGAUGACGGCACAGAUUACACCUCUAAACAGUACACUGUCACCACCACCACUGUCACAAGCGAAGAGCCUGACCUGGAUUCCCAGUACACCCUAACCAGGGCACAGCGGGUGCGGGCAGCCAUGUUCCCAGAGACACUGGGGGAGGGUGUGUCCAUUUUGUCUACCCAGACAGACCCAGGCCAGAUGACCAACGUCCAGCGGCUGGCUGAGCCCUCCCAGCUGCUCAAGACGGCAAUCAUCCAUCUGAUCAACUACCAGGAUGACGCUGAGCUGGCCACCCGCGCCGUUCCAGAGCUCACUAAACUGCUCAAUGAUGAAGACCAGGUUGUGGUCAACAAGGCAGCGCUGAUUGUCAACCAGCUGACACGUAAGGAGGCUUCACGGCGUGUGCUGAUGCAGUCCCCUCAGAUGGUGGCAGCCGUGGUGCGGGCCAUGCAGAACACAGGCGACAUGGAGACAGCCCGCGCCACAGCCAGCAUCCUCCACAACCUGUCCCACCAGAGGGAGGGCCUGCUCUCCAUCUUCAAGUCCGGAGGCAUCCCUGCCUUGGUUCGCAUGCUCAGUUCACCCAUGGAGUCUGUGCUGUUCUAUGCCAUCACCACGCUCCACAACCUGCUGCUGCACCAGGAGGGAGCCAAGAUGGCCGUGCGUCUGGCCGAUGGCCUGCAGAGGAUGGUGCCCCUUCUGAAGAAGAGCAACCCUAAGUUCCUGGCCAUCACUACAGACUGCCUGCAGCUGCUGUCCUAUGGCAAUCAGGAGAGCAAGCUAAUCAUCCUUGCCAACGGAGGUCCUGAGGGUUUGGUCCACAUCAUGAGAAACUACAACUAUGAGAAGCUGCUGUGGACUACUAGCCGUGUGCUCAAAGUCCUCUCUGUUUGCCCCAGCAACAAACCUGCCAUCGUAGAGGCUGGUGGGAUGCAGGCUCUUGGUAAACACCUUACAGGCUCCAGCCAGCGUCUGAUGCAGAACUGUCUGUGGACGCUCAGGAACCUGUCUGAUGCUGCCACCAAGCAGGAGGGUAUGGACAGCCUGCUCCAGGUGCUGGUGGGCCUGCUCAGUUCAGAUGACCUCAACAUGCUCACUUGCUCCACCGGCAUCCUCUCCAACCUCACAUGCAACAACGCCCACAACAAGACCCUGGUCACCCAGAGCAACGGUGUUGAGGCGCUGAUCCAUGCCGUCUUGCGGGCCGGUGAGAAGGAGGAUGUGACUGAGCCCGCCGUCUGUGCUCUGCGUCACCUGACUUCACGCCACCAGCAUGCUGAGACGGCACAGGAUGCCGUGCGGCUGCAUUAUGGCAUCCCUGCUAUCGUCAAGCUGCUCAACCAGCCCUACUACUGGCCCGUCAUCAAGGCUGUGGUUGGCCUAAUCCGUAACCUGGCACUGUGCCCAGAUAACCAGGCUCCUCUGAGGGAUGCAGGCGCUAUCCCCCGCCUUGUCAACCUGCUGCUCAAGGCCCACCAGGAUGCCCAGAAACACGGCUCAUCAUCCCAGCAGACAUACCAGGAUGGAGUGAGGAUGGAGGAGAUUGUGGAGGGCUGCACAGGAGCCCUGCAUAUCAUGGCCAGAGAUCCUGCCAACAGAGCCGAGAUCGCCAGCCUGCAGACCAUUCCUCUGUUUGUCCAGCUUCUGUACUCACCAGUGGACAACGUGAAGCGUGUGGCGGCGGGCGCCCUGUGUGAGCUGGCCCUGGACAAACAGUCAGCCGAGCAAAUCGACAGCGAGGGAGCCUCGGCCCCGCUGAUGGAGCUGCUGCACUCCAACAACGAGGGCAUCGCCACCUAUGCUGCAGCUGUCCUCUUCCGCAUUUCUGAGGAUAAGAACUCAGAUUACAAGAAGCGUGUGUCUGUGGAGCUCACACACUCCCUCUUCAAACACGACCCCGCUGCCUGGGAGAUGGCCCACAACAGUGUCCCCAUGGAUGCACCCUAUCCAGAUGAGCUGGAUGCCGGUUUAGGUUACGGAUAUGCAGUAGAUAUGCCCAUGCCCAUGGACGGCAUGGAGGGAGAUAUGAUGCCUGAUGAGUACCCAGGUGGCAUGGCCUAUGAAAGGCGAGAGUUCGCCGAUCGUUAUUAAAGAUGCAAAAGAGCAAAAACAAUGGAAAAAGAGGCAGAGGAGCUGAAACGGGACAAGAUGGGAAAAAGAAGAGAAGAAUCAUAUAGUCACCAAUAGAGAAUCCCUCUCCCCUCAGCCUAAUGUAAAAUAUGCAAUUAUCACUGACUAUGGGACUCAUAAUCUUAACAGGGCUGAUUAUUGUUUUAUAGUAUAAUAAUGCUGAUGAUACUGGUAAUGAUGACAGUGAUGAUGCAUGUAGGUUUUUUUGUUAGAGAGCAUUCAAAGGAUUUGUGAGUGUGUGCGUGUUUGUGUGUGUGUGUAUAUGCUUUUGGGUGGGUAAUCUAUGCCAAAGAGAUUUUAUUUUGUGAUGAUAAUCAUGUAGCUUCCUUUUUUUUAUAAAAACAAAAUAAAAACGGAAUAAUAGUUGAAAACACUGCCAGAGGUGGCUCAAUGUGCACAGUGCACCUGCUCACCACUCUGUCUUUUCUUAACGCCUUUGUAACAGACACUGCUGUCUACGCUGUACUUUUAACACUAUGCCGUCAGCCCUCUUCCACUCUGACCCAUGUGAGCGAGUGGGAGUCGGGUCAUGAGUUGAUGCAGACGCAUUUCUUUUGUGGCUAUUGACGCUAAUUCAGUAGGAGAGAGAACAAAUAAGGAAAUGGGAGGUCUUUGAGAGACCUUUGGAAGAACUGUGUAGGGCUGCCCCCUCUUAGGUAAUCAGUUGACUCAUGAGUUAUUGUAAGAGUACAGUUGACUAUUAGUUGAUCAGUAAUUUCUUACAAAUUGUUUCUCAUUUUAUAAGUUAUUUACUGGAAAAGGUUUGCAUAUAUGGCAUUGCAGGAAUAUUAACAAAGAUUUCUUGGUCUUUGGGUCAAAAAUUAAAACUAAAGGAAAUAUUUUAUGUGAUUAUGAGUGUGCAGGGGAACUAAAAUGACCGUAAAGCAAUUUUUCAGAGUUGUGUAUCAGACUUGACUAUGUAAUUAGUCAACAUCCUUAACACUUUGAGUUGUCAAAAAAAUAUUUAGUUGGGGACAGCCCUACAACUAGAGCAAACUACUGACAGGGAAUUUGUCUUUCUACUUAAGAGUUUUUACUGAAAUUUUGUUAAAUAAAAUAAAGGUUAUAUUAAACAGA